AUGGCUUCUGAAUCUGAAACCCUGAAUCCCAGCGCUCGGAUAAUGACCUUUUACCCGACUAUGGAGGAGUUCCGGAACUUCAGUCGAUACAUUGCCUACAUCGAAUCCCAAGGAGCUCAUCGGGCUGGGCUGGCCAAGGUUGUUCCUCCCAAGGAGUGGAAGCCUCGAGCGUCCUAUGAUGACAUUGAUGAGCUGGUCAUUCCGGCUCCCAUCCAGCAGCUGGUGACCGGGCAGUCUGGGCUCUUCACUCAGUACAACAUUCAGAAGAAAGCCAUGACUGUUCGAGAGUUCCGCAAGAUAGCCAAUAGUGAUAAGUACUGUACCCCACGCUAUAGUGAGUUUGAAGAGCUUGAACGGAAAUACUGGAAAAAUCUUACUUUCAAUCCGCCAAUCUAUGGCGCAGACGUGAAUGGCACUCUCUAUGAAAAGCAUGUUGAUGAGUGGAAUAUUGGCCGGCUGAAAACCAUCCUGGACUUGGUGGAAAAGGAGAGUGGGAUCACCAUCGAGGGUGUGAACACCCCGUACCUGUACUUUGGCAUGUGGAAGACAUCCUUUGCCUGGCACACUGAAGAUAUGGACCUAUACAGCAUCAAUUACCUGCACUUCGGAGAACCCAAGUCCUGGUACUCUGUUCCCCCUGAGCACGGGAAGCGGUUGGAGCGCCUCGCCAAAGGCUUUUUCCCAGGAAGUGCUCAAAGCUGUGAGGCUUUUCUCCGCCAUAAGAUGACCUUGAUUUCCCCUUUAAUGCUGAAGAAAUACGGAAUUCCCUUUGACAAGGUCACUCAGGAAGCUGGAGAGUUCAUGAUCACAUUUCCUUAUGGCUACCACGCCGGCUUCAACCACGGCUUCAACUGUGCAGAGUCUACCAAUUUUGCUACGCGGCGGUGGAUUGAGUAUGGCAAACAGGCAGUGCUGUGCUCCUGUAGGAAGGAUAUGGUGAAGAUCUCCAUGGACGUGUUUGUGAGGAAGUUCCAGCCAGAAAGGUACAAACUUUGGAAAGCUGGGAAGGACAGCACAGUUAUCGACCACACGCUGCCCACGCCAGAAGCCGCUGAGUUUCUUAAGGAGAGUGAACUGCCUCCAAGGGCCGCGAGUGAGGAGGAGUGCCCAGAGGAGGACAUGGAGGGAGUCGAGGACGGCGAGGACGGCCACCUGAAGAGAAGCCUCGCCAAGCACCGCAUAGGGACAAAGAGGCACCGAGUUUGUCUCGAAAUUCCGCAGGAGGUCAGUCAGAGCGAGCUCUUCCCCAAGGAGGAGCUGAGUUCCGGCCAGUACGACCUGACGGCGUGCCAGGCCGCGCUCGCCCCCGUGAGGCCCACCCACAGCUCCGUGCGGCAGGUCGAGGAUGGCCUCCCCUUCCCAGAUUAUUCUGACUCGACUGAAGUCAAAUUUGAAGAGCUGAAAAACGUCAAACUCGAAGAGGAGGAGGAGGAGGAGGAGGCGGAGGAAGAGGAGGAGGAAGCAGCUGCUGCCUUGGAUCUUUCUGUGAAUCCUGCCUCUAUAGGGGGACGCCUUGUCUUCUCAGCCUCCAAAAAGAAAUCAUCUUCCAGCCUGGGCUCCAGUUCAUCACAGGAUUCUGUUUCUUCCGAUUCAGAAACCAGUGAGCCCCUGUCCUGCCCAGGCCCAGGGCAGACGGGAGUCCUCACCGUGCACAGCUAUGCCAGAGGGGACGGCAGGGUCGCUGCGGGAGAGCCGUGCACGCGGAAGAAAAGGAGCGCCAGCAGGAGUAUCAGCGAGCGGGAGCUGGCGGAGGUUGCGAAUGAAUACAUGUUUUCCCUGGAGGAGAAUAAGAAGUCCAAAGGCCGGCGUCAGCCCUUGAGCAAGCUCCCCCGCCACCAUCCGCUUGUGUUGCAGGAUUGCGGCAGUGAUGAUGAGGCAUCUGAGCAGCUGACCCCCGAGGAGGAGGCUGAGGAGACCGAGGCCUGGGCUAAGCCCCUGAGCCAACUAUGGCAGAACCGACCCCCGAACUUCGAGGCCGAAAAGGAAUUCAAUGAGACCAUGGCCCAGCAGGCCCCUCACUGCUCUGUCUGUAUGAUCUUUCAGACUUACCAUCAGGUUGAGUUUGGAGGCCUCAGUCAGAACUGUGCAGAUGCUCCAGAUUUAGCCCCCCAGAAGCAGAGGACCAAGCCAUUGAUUCCAGAAAUGUGCUUCACCACCACUGGCUGUAGCACGGACAUCAACCUUUCCACCCCUUACCUCGAGGAGGAUGGCACCAGCAUGCUCGUUUCCUGCAAGAAGUGCAGUGUCCGGGUCCACGCCAGUUGCUAUGGCGUCCCCCCUGCCAAGGCUUCUGAAGACUGGAUGUGUUCUCGAUGUUCAGCCAACGCCCUGGAGGAGGACUGCUGUUUAUGCUCAUUACGAGGAGGAGCCCUGCAGAGAGCCAACGACGACAGGUGGGUCCAUGUCUCCUGUGCUGUGGCAAUUCUGGAAGCGAGGUUUGUCAACAUCGCAGAAAGAAGUCCCGUGGACGUGAGCAAAAUUCCCCUGCCACGCUUCAAGCUGAAAUGCGUCUUCUGUAAGAAGCGGAGGAAAAGAACUGCCGGCUGCUGUGUGCAGUGUUCUCACGGCCGCUGCCCAACUGCCUUCCACGUGAGCUGUGCCCAGGCUGCAGGAGUGAUGAUGCAGCCGGAUGACUGGCCUUUUGUCGUCUUCAUUACCUGCUUUCGGCACAGGAUUCCUAAUUUGGAGCGUGCCAAGGGGGCCUUGCAGAGCAUCACCGCAGGCCAGAAGGUCAUUAGCAAGCACAAGAACGGCCGCUUCUACCAGUGUGAGGUGGUCAGGCUCACCACCGAGACCUUCUAUGAAGUCAACUUUGAUGAUGGCUCCUUCAGCGACAAUCUCUAUCCUGAGGACAUAGUGAGUCAGGAUUGUCUCCAGUUGGGUCCUCCUGCUGAAGGGGAAGUGGUUCAAGUGCGGUGGACAGAUGGCCAAGUCUAUGGAGCCAAGUUCGUGGCCUCCCACCCCAUCCAGAUGUACCAGGUGGAGUUUGAGGACGGCUCACAGCUUGUGGUUAAGAGAGAUGAUGUAUACACGCUGGACGAAGAGCUUCCCAAGAGAGUCAAGUCUAGACUGUCAGUAGCCUCAGACAUGCGCUUCAACGAGAUUUUCACAGAGAAGGAGGUUAAACAGGAAAAGAAACGGCAGCGAGUUAUCAACUCAAGAUACCGGGAAGAUUACAUUGAGCCUGCACUCUACCGGGCCAUCAUGGAGUAGGUGCUUCCAGGAGCCAAGAGAUUCCCAGCCACCAAGGCGAGAACACUCUGGAGGCUCCACAGCACAGCAGACCCUUCGAACUCUGAAGUCUCUAAAAUGAAGUUGUAAAAUGCAAAGGAAUGAAAUAACCAACCCCAUCGUCUUCUCACCCCACCCUCAUCGCAUUCACCUCUAGUGAAAGGAUAAGCCGUUCUUGGACUUGUGGCAACAGCCGCUGAGCUCCCACCGAGGGGCUGAGCACAGGAAUGCUGUGGCCGCAUGGUCUCUAAUGGGGUCGACUCUGCUAGCUGGACUGGUUGCCCUGUUCUCGGCCUAGAACUUAGUUUCCUAAUGAUCACCUGCACCAACUAGGAAGAGGUGCUGGUGCUUGCUCCCUCCCUUCCCCCUUUUGUAUUUAUGUGUGUGUGUGUGUGUGUGUGUGUGUGUGUGUGUGUGUGUGUGUGUUUGGUCUGGACCAGCUUUUGCCAGCCCCUGGCCUUUACUUCCUUCCUUUGCCUAUCCAGGGCAAACAAAAUGUGAAAUUCUGCCCUCAGCUGAGCUGAAUAAGGGCCCCUGGGGUUGGCUGGAGAUGGGUGUGGCGUCUGUCCCUUGAACUGCCUCAAGGGAAUGCUGGCAGAGCUGCAGUGUUGCGAUACUAAGGAGCUAAGGCCACCUCUUCUGUCCCCUCUUGAAGAAGAGAGGGGUCACAUGGGUGUGUGCCCACAUCUCUCUAGACACAGAGCCCCUGUGGCACAGUAUUAGAGGGUGUGGGUGGGGAAUACCAUGCAGGAGGAUCUUAAUGAUGGAAGCAGGCAGAGCCUGGUGGUGAUUCGACAGAAAAUUGCAAUCAGUGUGGGAGCUGGGAGGGUUAAGAUGAAUUGGGGCCACUGGUGGCCAGGGGCAGGUUUGCCCCUGGUCUGGGGAUGGGAGGGAGUGGAUAUGGGGGGGUGAGGGUGGGGCUGGGGGGCAACACUGAAGGGGCCCACUGAUUUUGCUCCUCAUGAAUUUGUUUGCCUGGGCCCAGGAUUGGAGGUCUUCACACCUGUACCCUGUGUAUACAAGAAUCAAAUUUAUAAUAUUUCCCUGGUUUUUGUUACUUAUGAACGCUAUAAACCAAAUUAUUUUGAAAACUG
Molecule: messenger RNA, 4325 nt
Organism: Myotis myotis
Lineage: Eukaryota; Metazoa; Chordata; Mammalia; Chiroptera; Vespertilionidae
Gene: KDM4A
Product: lysine demethylase 4A
Exons: 21
Coding region: 1-3213 (1070 amino acids)
Biological process (GO): chromatin remodeling
Cellular component (GO): nucleus
Molecular function (GO): histone H3K9 demethylase activity; histone H3K36 demethylase activity
Source: RefSeq, a predicted model, not a curated record